Megalops cyprinoides (Indo-Pacific tarpon) is the source of this 1028-nucleotide messenger RNA. Its product is annotated as ribonuclease pancreatic gamma-type-like. The transcript is spliced from 3 exons. Gene Ontology annotation, molecular function: nucleic acid binding. The record is from RefSeq and is a predicted model, not a curated record. The coding region runs from base 149 to 910 and encodes 253 amino acids. NCBI's taxonomy places the organism in Eukaryota, Metazoa, Chordata, Actinopteri, Elopiformes, Megalopidae.
ACCAGGUUAGAGCAAAGCUGGUGAGCAUCAUUCAGUGCUUCUAAGUGUUUUGUAUGCAACGUGCCUCAAAUCUCCAGCCAAGACCUGACUGCUUGAACAGGAUCCAGCUACGUGGAGGAACUUUGAAGAGGGCAGAUUAGUGGCCUGGAUGACGAUGAUUAGGAUGAUGGUGAUGAGGGCAGCCCUGGGACUUUCCUGCCUGUUCCUGGCCCACUGCAGCAGCCCUCCCGUGGGAAGCGAGUUCACAGGGCCUCCCUCUGCUCCACGGCCCUGUGUGCUCCUGCAGGCCUCCACACCCGACCUCCACCCAGACCUGGGAGUGCUGCCUCCUGGGGGUGUAUCUGAGGGCAGCAGUGGGUGGUUGUGGCGGUCUGCUGGAGCCCAGGGCUCCCUCACCGUGGCUCAGGGCUGUGUGGUGACCCUGUGGGGGGAACAGGGGGGUCACCAGUCCUUCCCCAGUGGAACACAUGUGCCCCUUAAGGGACUGAAAUGGCCCCUUGCUCUCCACUGCAGCUGUGAAGAGGAGGAGGGACAGCCUCGCCGGAAUGAAUCUGCUUACCAGAAAUUCCUCCGCCAACAUUUGGAUCAAAAGCAGCCCAGAGGCAAUGACAAGUACUGCAAUAAAAUGAUGAGCAGCAGGAUAACUAACGUGACCAAGAUGUGCAAGAAGGUCAACACGUUCAUUCACGCCACAAAACAAAAGGUCAAAAAUGUGUGCGAUACGAAGCCCAUCAAAAAGACCAAUAACCACAAGAGCAUGGAGAAAUUCGCUCUGACCAAGUGCACCCUACAGGGGGGACGUGAUCGGCCACCCUGCCGCUACAGAGCCAGCAACUCAAACGACUUCAUCACCAUCGCCUGCAGGAACAACGAGCCUGUUCACCUCGACGGCCAAGGCGAUGAGAAUUAACGGUUUUGUAGCUGCGACUUUCAAGCAACUAAAACAAAACAAGCUAGUUCAAACACAGCAUUGGUGAAAAUGUGGGUUGUUGGUUGCCUUUCUAUGACAGAUGCAUUUGCAAAUUUAA